Messenger RNA from Neolamprologus brichardi, 2547 nucleotides. RefSeq names its product actinodin1 (gene and1). The record is from RefSeq and is a predicted model, not a curated record. Lineage: Eukaryota; Metazoa; Chordata; Actinopteri; Cichliformes; Cichlidae.
GAGCCUUUUUUAGUGCGUGUCAGAGAUGAUGGGCUCACUUUAAAACGUUGCUGGAUCCUUUUGUCAGAUCAGUCUGUAAGAAGAGCUGCAGGGCAGGCAAGGAGUCCCUAACACACACACACAAACACCUCCCACGUACACACCUGUGGACUGAGCUUCAUCCGAGUCCACUUUGGAUCCUCUGGAAGGAAACUCUGAAGUCAAACAACCGCAGGUCCAGUCAUGGCUGAAAGAAGACGGACCAGUUUCUCCGGUGUGUUGAUCACCAUUGUGCUGGCUGUGAUGCUGCUGCCUGCAUUCUUGUCUGCUGGACCAAUUGUGCAAAAGCCCAGAGGAGAUGCGGGGGAAAGCAUCCAGGAGAAGGCGGCUGCUGCAGCAGCACACAGGAGGCUGAUCCGCAACCGCAGGAACAUCAGCUGGUACAAACAGCACUCUGACUUCUGGGCAUGGUACAAGUACUUUACUGACAACGGCAACCAGGAGGCAAUUCAGGAGAUGGAUCGCAUCUUCCUUGCCUACCUCCAGAACAAGAACCGUGCUGAGGGACGUCGCUCCUACAAGGCCUACUUGAGACACCUGGGAGAUGUUUACAAAUCCUGCUCCGAUACUGAAGACCCCAACUGCGUGGCUUCCUACACCAGCAGGGCCAGUCCUAAAGCGGAACCCCCCAAACCUGCCCCAGUAAAAACCUGUGACCCCACCAAGGACCCCUACUGCAUGUACAUGGCUUUAGUCCAGGGAAAGAGCCCUUACAAGCCAUUGGUGCUCGCGGCUGCCAGCCCUGCUCCUCAGUACGUCCACUCUCCUGCUCCAGCCAAGGACCCUCAGUCAGGGUACUACUACUCUCCGUCCACAAUGCCUUUCCUGACCAUGGACCAGAAGGUAGAGUUGCUGCGGAUCUGUGGCUCUGAUGAUGUGGAGUGUCUUCAGUACCAUCUGAAAGCUGCUUAUGGGUAUUCUGGUGGGUCCCGUCCAUCAUAUGCCCACCUUGGCUGUGACCCCAAGAAAGAUCCUGCCUGCAAAAUGGUACAGAAAGCUCCUGCUGGUCUCUACAUGAAUGCCUAUUCUGCCUCCAGUACGGUACGUCUUAUUCGUCAUACUAAUUUCCUUCAACAGCUUUCUGCAUUACUAUAUUUUAAUUUUACUCUAUCCCUCCAGGCUCCCCAAGCUGCACCAGGAUCCUGCAAUCCUCUUUUUGAAGACGGUUGCAACCCUCUUACCGCCACCAGAUUUUCCACUCCUCCAGAGUCAUACAAAAGUAACGAGAGAGAUCAGGCCGCGUCCAUCCGUGCUGCCCCUCCUGCUGAGCAGUAUGACCCCUAUUCCAUGUAUAGGGAUUCUUAUUCUAAUGUUAACAGAGUCACUGAUCCUUAUGCUAUGUAUCGCCAGGCCAGUGCCCCAACUUCUCCUCCAGCUACUGAUCUCUUUGCUGUACUGCGCCAAUACAUGGCCCAAGCUCACGCUAAUGACCCAUAUGCUCCACGUAUGGGGGCUGCUUCUGAGUCAAACUCCAACGAUCCUUACUCUACUAUGCGUGAUGCAGCAGGCGCUAUGCACCUGCACACCCCUCCCUCCCCCAGGCAGCAGCACCCUUAUUCCUAUCCCAGUUAUGAGGAACCUGCCCAGGAGGAACGCCACCCUCUGGGUCCCCCAGGCAAAACCAAGGAGGGCUACGACUGUUUCAUUGGCUAUGACCGUGAAUGCUAUCCCGUGAAGCCCAGCGCACCUCGCUCUGGAGUUCAACGUCGCAUCCCUUACUCUGCUGAGGCCUAUGAGCCCCACCUGAAUUCUGACGGCACCCGCAAUGGCGUCCUGGAGCCUGAAAACCCACACUGUGACCCCGAGUAUGACCGUGACUGCCGCCUGCGUCGCUAUGAGACCGAGCAGCCUCAAAGCCAGCCUGAACGUCAUGCAGCAGAGGACCACAGCCAGACGGCAGCCGAGAGAGAGCAGGUUAAUCAGGACCAGUAUGAAGCAGAGCCCUACCAGAGCGGCCAGGAGGAAUCUCACACACCCUACACGCCUCUCACACAAGGCAUGCCCAGCCUCCAGGACAUACUGAGGCGCUAUGGAGACCAGUAUCCCGGGCAGGAGGAUCACAGAGCUUAUGCAGACAACUACCGCAAGAAGUAAACAGGCUAACACGCACAAAAGCAUGCAGAUGGACAUGAAUGCACAGUCCAAUGCGUUCCUGUAGUUCAGCCCUUGAACGCCUCAUGCCCCGAGAAACCAGUUCUAUCUGGACCAGAGGUGGGACACAGGUGAAUUUGAUGGACCCAGAGAGCAAGUACAUGCAUGUACAUCCCAAACACAGCUUCUUGCUUUGGGAGCCUGCUAAAAACUUUCCUGGAACGCCUUCCUAUAACUUUAGUUGCUUUGGGCCUGAUGCUUUGAUUUAUUGCUUUUUACUUUCUACCUUAAACUCUCCUCUGUGCUUUCAAGUGUGUAAUGACCUCACAGCUCUCAGCUUUGCUUCUGUAUCUGUGCAUUAUUUUUAAAAUGAAAUAUUGUUUAUUGCUUUUUGACACAGAUGGAUUGUCAUUUUUU